AUGGCUAAUAUGCUAUUAUCAUUGUCAAAAGCGAAAAUUGAAAUGCUAUUAGCGAAAAUAAACAUAGAACAAUCGAAAUUGGUUGAUAUGGACGUAGGUAAAACCGCACGACGUGAAGGACGUUGCGUUUUUGAAUGUUCUUGGGAAGUUGCUAAUAAAGUUGGUGGUAUUUAUACAGUAUUACGUAGUAAAGCACCGAUAAGUACGGAAGAAUACGGAGAUCAAUAUUGCAUGUUAGGCCCACUACGUGAAGGAAAAUGGGAAUUGGAAGUGGAGCAAAUUGCACCUGAAAGUCAACAUAUUGCAACAGCUAUUCAGAAAUUGAAGGAAAAUGAUUUCAAGACAGUUUAUGGACGAUGGUUAAUUGAUGGUUAUCCAAAAGUCAUAUUAUUUGAUUUGGGUUCUGGAUCCCGAAAAAUGAACGAUUGGAAGCAUGAAAUUUAUGAAAGGAAUUUCAGAUAUCAAAUUGGAGUACCACAUGAGGAUAUUGAAUCAAAUGAUGCAGUGAUUUUUGGUUUCAUGGUUGCAAUGUUUCUGAAACAUUUUUUAGAUUCAUACAAAAAUUCCGAUUAUCAUAAUUUGGUUGUUGCACAUUUUCAUGAAUGGCAGGCUGGUGUUGGAUUGAUUAGUGUGAAACUUUUCAAUCUUGACGUUGCUGUAAUAUAUACCACACAUGCAACAUUGCUAGGACGACAUUUAGCAGCGGGUGGUAGUGAUCUUUAUAACAAUCUUAAUCGAUUCAAUUUGGAUGAAGAAGCUGGAAAACGAAAUAUUUAUCAUCAAUAUUGUAUAGAACGAGCAGCAUGUCAUAUGGCGCAUGUUUUUACAACAGUUAGUGAAAUAACAGGUAUUGAAGCGGAACAUUUAAUUCAUCAAAAGCCUGAUAUUGUAACACCAAAUGGUUUGAAUGUUGUCAAAUUUGCCGCUUUUCAUGAAUUUCAGAACUUGCAUGCUAUAGCGAAAGAAAAAAUCAACAAUUUCAUUCGUGGACAUUUUCAUGGUCAUUAUGAUUUUGAUUUGGACAAAACAUUAUAUAUGUUUACCGCUGGACGUUAUGAAUUUAUUAAUAAGGGUGGCGAUAUCUUCAUUGAAUCAUUGGCCAGAUUAAACCACUACUUAAAAACAACCGUCGAUCCACGUUAUCGAGAUGUUACCGUAGUGGCUUUCAUCAUUUAUCCUGCUGCGGCAAAUUCAUUCAAUGUUGAAUCAUUAAAAGGACAAGCGGUGGCAAAACAAUUACGAGAAUCAAUUGAUGAAAUUAAAGAAAGUAUUGCUAGGAGAAUGUUUGAAUCAUGCCUAAAAGGGCAUAUUUUAAAUAAGGAUGAAUUCUUGCUACCAACCGAAAGAAUUCAGUUAAAACGAUGUAUUAUGGCAACGGCAAAACAUGAAUUACCGCCGGUCUGUACACAUAAUAUGUUAGACCCAUGCGAUCAUGUACUAAAUGCUCUUCGACGGACACAACUUAACAAUAAACCUAGUGAUCGAGUUAAAGUUAUUUUUCAUCCAGAAUUCUUGUCAUCAGUUUCCCCGCUAAUAGGCCUUGAUUAUGAAGAGUUCGUUCGGGGAUGUCAUAUCGGCGUCUUUCCAAGUUACUAUGAACCUUGGGGUUAUACUCCAGCAGAAUGUACAGUGAUGGGUGUACCAUCCGUAUCUACUAAUCUUUCCGGUUUUGGUUGUUUUAUACAGCAAAACGUAGAGGAUGCCGAAUCAUACGGUAUUUAUGUGGUAGAUCGUCGAUUUAAAGAUUGCGAAGGCUCAAUACGUGAUUUAGCACAAGUAUUAUAUGACUUUUGUGGACUUUCACGGCGUCAACGUAUCAUAAUGCGUAAUCGUACGGAACGCCUAAGUGAACUUUUAGAUUGGAGAAAUUUGGGAGUAUUUUAUAGAGUUGCACGAAGAAUGGCAUUGGAAAGAUUGCAUCCAAAUUUGGACGAAAUAAUUAACAAUAAUAUUGGCAAAGUACCAUCGAUAUCACAAAGUCGUCGGCCAAGUUUUACUGAUACUAACGAAUAA
Messenger RNA from Cercopithifilaria johnstoni, 2013 nucleotides. The record is from the annotation of a GenBank genome assembly. Lineage: Eukaryota; Metazoa; Nematoda; Chromadorea; Rhabditida; Onchocercidae.